This is a messenger RNA of Epinephelus lanceolatus (giant grouper), 2798 nucleotides long. Lineage: Eukaryota; Metazoa; Chordata; Actinopteri; Perciformes; Serranidae. The record is from RefSeq and is a predicted model, not a curated record.
UUUCAGCCGGCUGCAGCUAAUGAGCCUUUGUGUGGCCAAAGAGAGAGAGAGAGGGAGAGAAAGAGAGGAACACAGUGACAGACAGCGAGUUAAAGUGAGAAAGACUGCCGUCUUGCAACAAUAAAGCAUAUGGUACCGACAGUGCAGUCAGAGCUGGAAAAUUACAAGUCUCUCUCCCACUCCUGCACCCUUUUUUCUCAUGCCCGUGGAGCUCAGGGGUCGGUGCAAGUCAGUGGACUGAAACAAAAUGGGAACCUCUUCACUCAUCAUGUUUCACCUUUUUUGAAUAGCCACAUUUAUGGUUGUGUGGCUGUGCUGCUGUGAGAAGAGGUGAAAGGAGUCACAGUCUGCCAGUGGAUACAGGUGCAGAUGCGGCGGGCCAUGAGUGGAAUACUGAAGAGGAAAUUUGAGGAGGUGGAAGCCUCCUCCUCCCCGUGCUCUUCCUUGCGGGAGUCUGAUGAUGAGGUCUCCUGCAGUGAGAGUGGGGAUAGCAGUGACAGUGUCAACCCCUCUGCCUCGGGCCCUUUCACCCCUGACUCGAUACUGAAGAGAGAGAAGCGCCUGCGGACGAGGAGAGUGCAUUUCGAGAAUGUGACAGUGUACUACUUCAGCCGGCGGCAGGGCUUCACCAGCGUGCCCAGCCAGGGAGGCAGCACGCUGGGCAUGUCCAACAGGCACAGCUGGAUCAGGCAGUACUCCCUGGGCGAAUUUGCUGUGGAGCAGGAGAGGAUCCACAGAGACAUGCUCAGAGAUCACCUGAAGGAGGAGAAACUGAAUUCAAUCAAACUCAAGCUGACUAAGAAUGGCACAGUGGAGUCUGAAGAGGCCAACACGCUCACGGCAGAGGACAUCUCUGACGAUGACAUCGAUCUGGAUAACACAGAGGUAGACGAGUACUUCUUCCUGCAGCCUCUCACCACUAAAAAGCGCCGGGCACUGCUGCGCUCCUCGGGGGUAAAGAAGAUUGACGUGGAAGAGAAACAUGAACUGCGGGCGAUCCGAAUGUCCAGAGAGGACUGCGGCUGUGAUUGCAGAGUCUUCUGCGACCCAGAGACCUGUGCCUGCAGCAUCGCAGGGAUCAAGUGCCAGGUGGACCGUAUGUCAUUUCCAUGUGGCUGCACAAAAGAGGGCUGCAGCAACUCAACCGGGAGAGUGGAAUUUAAUCCCAUUCGUGUUCGGACCCAUUUCUUGCACACCAUAAUGAAGCUGGAGCUGGAGAAGAGCCGCGAGCAGCAGCAGGCGUCCCCCACCAACGGUUACCAUAGCGAAACUAACGACCUGGGAGGCGGAAACCCUCUGGUUCAGUCCCAGCACAGGUUGGAGUACUCCCUGUCAGACGCCGUUCCACAGGCGGCCGGCAUGCACCUGCAGGCUGCCGACGAGAUGGAGGAGCCGCUGGAUGACGAAGACGAGGAGGAAGACGACGAAGACGAGGAAGACGAGGAGGAGGAGGAAGAGGAGAACGAAGAGGACGAUGAGGACGAGGAGGACAGCAGCAGUGUUUGCAGCGGACUGUCUGACUCCAGCACCCAGAGCUUAGCCAACAGUGACUCUGAGGACGAGGAGGAGGAUGAUGAGGAUGAGGAGAAGUCUGAGAACUUUCAGAGCGACAUGACGACCCCGUCUGUGUCUCACAGCGAGGUGGUCCCCUUGUCCUCUGUGCUGUGUUACAGCGACGGCUCAGUGGCACAUGAAAACCACAUGAAUGGAAACACUUAUUUGAUGAACUCCUCUUCAGCUGAGUACUAUCAGCUGGGGAGCUCCAGUGCUGUCUCUAAUGGCCAAACCAGCCGACCCAGUGAACCCUACGGGGAAGCCUUAGCAUUCCAAGAUCCGGUCAGCGCUACCAAUGGCAGCGCGGCCCAAGGGCCAUUCAACAUGUCUGCAGAGCAGUACACAGACUACUCUAAUCAGGCCGAGGAACAAUACACAGCCAGUCACCAUUUCACCCUGACCAACGGUGCUCCUGCCGCCCCCUUGACCUGCUACACACCUGAUCAGGAGAAGAAGGUGCUGUCCAAAGCAGCGUUCGUGGAGCAGCCUGACAACCAGAGCCAGACGCCAUUUCAAAAAUACCUGAACAAUAACACCCAGGGCUCUUACAGCAGCUCAUGUAUGACAGCUGAGCAGCCGCAGCAAGAGUCCGGCGUUAACGGCCACUCUGACCUGACCUUACUAGGAACCAACACUAAGAACCUCCCUUUACCAGACCAUUGCCCUGAGGUCACAGCCAUUUAGUGGGCCUCACCUUUCCAAGUGUUCUUUCAUUAUUGCAUCUUUACUUGACCAAGUGGUAUUUUAAGGGAACAUAAUCAUGGCCUUUUUUUUUUUGCAUUAUCUGACCUUAAAUUUCAAAGCAAUCUCCAGCACCGUAGUACAUUUUCAUCUGUAACUAUAAAGCCAUAGGGUCGUGGUGGCAAUGUUUUUGAGGAAUGAUUCGCUCCUGAGGGUUUCUCCGCUACAGUGCGUGCUUUACUGCAAGACGGAACAGAUCAAGGAGCAUUUUAAAAACAUCACUUAUGUCAUGCCGUGCAAUGUAUCUUGUAAUUUCAGAUGUAAAGUUCUAGUUUUAAGCAGAUAUUGUACUGUAGAUGGAACUUUUCUAUGUCUACUGUAUGUGUCAAAUGUGCGCAAAACAACAAAAAAAUAAUGUCAGUUUAUUUAUUGUUUCUGAAUUAUGUGUAAACUUAUAUAUUGUAAAUGUUUUGAUAACAAUACGCAUGCUGUUUUGGGAAAACUCAGUGACAUUUAGGGGAAAAAAUGCCAUUGUUUUAUAUAAAAAUGUGUUGUGUACAUAA